Molecule: messenger RNA, 806 nt
Organism: Notodromas monacha
Lineage: Eukaryota; Metazoa; Arthropoda; Ostracoda; Podocopida; Cyprididae
Source: the annotation of a GenBank genome assembly
GCAUGCUCGUCUUCAAGUUGGAAAGAGAACGUCCUGCCCACACGGUCGUUGGCAAUUUGGUGUACUACAUCAAGGAACGAUUCCUGAGGCGGCUUGACUUGGGGUCGAGUAAGGACAUUGCGGUGAUGCAACUGCGUGGCGGUUACAGGACGCCAGUGCAUCAAAUAUCUUACAAUCCUGCCGAAAAUGCUUUGCUCGUUGUGAACAGAACUUCCAAUUCUGAGAAUUCCGUGUAUGAUUUUUACGCUGCCGUGCCGAAUCCGGAUACUACGUCGUCGUCGGACAAUGAUAGCCCUGAUGCUCCGGAAAGCAAGCGUUCUGCCGGAUUGACUGCGGUUUGGGUUGCGAGGAAUCGCUUCGCCGUUUUUGACAAGACGCAUUCGCUUGUCAUCAAGAACCUCAAGAACGAAGUGACGAAGAAAGUGCAAAUUCCGAAUUGCGAAGAAAUUUACUAUGCUGGGACAGGAGUUCUGCUGCUUCGUGAUGCCGACACUGUCACUUUAUUCGAUAUCCAACAAAAACGUGCUUUGGUUCAUACCAAGUUUGCGAAGUGCCGACACGUUGUCUGGUCAUCGGACAUGGCCCACGUGGCGCUUUUGUCACGGCAUCAAGUGGCCCUGUGCACCAGAAAGCUGGAACCCCUCUGCACGAUUCAGGAAACGGCGAAGAUCAAGUCCGGGGCCUGGGACGAUUCUGGCGUCUUUAUUUACACUACUGCGAAUCACAUCAAAUACGCUAUUAUGUCCUCUGGGGAUUCGGGGAUCGUGAGAACUUUGGACGUGCCCAUUUACAUCACGAAAGUUCGA